Messenger RNA from Saxophila tyrrhenica, 3348 nucleotides. RefSeq lists its product as uncharacterized. Gene Ontology annotation, molecular function: DNA-binding transcription factor activity, RNA polymerase II-specific; zinc ion binding. The transcript is spliced from 4 exons. The record is from RefSeq and is a predicted model, not a curated record. NCBI's taxonomy places the organism in Eukaryota, Fungi, Ascomycota, Dothideomycetes, Mycosphaerellales, Extremaceae. Bases 1 to 3348 code for a protein of 1115 amino acids. Gene Ontology annotation, biological process: regulation of DNA-templated transcription.
AUGGACAGCCGACGCACACCUUAUGCUGCCCCCCCUCCGCCUCACCAGCACAACUACCCUCCGCACACCCCGGUAGACCAUCGCCCUCCCCCUCCACCAGCCUUUGCGCAACCCCAUUCCACCAACGGUGCCCCUCCGACACAUCAGUCCUAUCAGUACGGACCUCCACCUCAGCAAUACCCACCUCCGCCGCAGCAUCAGCAACCGCCAGGUCCCUCUGGACCCCCGGGACCGAAUCUACCUCCCAUCGAUCCGCGGCCGCAACAUACGAACCACAACCUACCGCCUCUGCCGCCGCCGAGGGCACCUCAACACGAUACACGAGAGGGCGCUGAAUACCACGCGUACAACAAUCACAAUCGAUCCGGCCAUGCCACACCAGCACCCGUGAAUCGAUCGUAUUCCCACGACUCGGCGCAUCAACAGCGAACGCCCACAACGCCAGCUCACCCCGGCCAAGGCCCAUAUCCUCCUUCGUCUGGGCCGGACCCGGCGCAGCAAGGACCGCCGCCACCGUCACAACCAAUGGAACAUGGAGGACAUCAUGGUUAUGGACAACCCAACGGGGUACCCCAUGGCCUACCGCCACCUCCGGCGCAUCCCCACGGACCGCCGCAACAUCACCAACCGCCACCGUCAUCCCACUACGGGCCUCCUCCGAUGAUGGAGAACCAUCAUUCGUACCCACCUGGGCCUCCGCCGCAGGACGUUUACUUUCCGCAGAGCUAUGGUCCAACGUCAAGUAAUUUCAACACCCAGAAAAAGAAGCAAAUGCGAGCGACUCAGGCUUGCGAGCAAUGUCGUCAGCGAAAGCAGAAAUGUGACGAAGGCAAUCCUUGUUCGUUCUGCAAAGAAGGCAAUAUGGAAUGUCAAUAUCGAGACACGCCACCUGCAAAAACCGACAAGAACAUGGAGAAGCUGUUGGAACAUAUGCGGGAUCAGACAGCAGCUCUAACUCGGCUCAGUUCGAACGUAGAAGAUCUCAAGCAUCGCUUGCGAGGAGUCGAGCAAACGACCAUGCAGGUCACCAAUGGCCCAAUGCAGAUGCCGAACGAGACUGAGGUUGUUGAGAGGAAACACAUGGUACAGGCAGAGCGAAACGUUGAGCCAGCACCAGCGAUUGCCGAACAGCCCCUCCCGAAGCAAAUGCCCACGUUGGAAGAUCACCGCACAGCACCCCAUAAGCUCAUCCUGCUGUGGCCGAGCAUCAAACCUCUGCUCAAGGACGCCAAUGUGCCUGUCAGCGACAGCUACGUUAUGGAGGCAGAAGACCGUGGUGUCAUGCGGAUCUGGACUCGUGGCGAGGGAAUAGACGAAUACGAUGGCACCCAGCCUGGUGGUCCGGCGAGCCCAGCGCUGAGCGAUGAUAGUGGCGACGGUCAGCACAGCACUCCUAGCCCGCCUCAUAACAUUUGGGGCACCGGCUUCCAAAAUACGCCUUCGAGCGAGAUCUCACGGUCGGAACCGCAAGGUUGGGGUGGCUUGAAACCGGACGGCACGCUUGACUUGGACGUCAACACGAUCAACACCCUGUACGACAGCUACAUGAAGAACAUCCAUGUUAUGCAUCCGAUGCUGGAUAAGCAAAAGGUGCGGAAGAUCUUCGAUAACUUUAUCAAGCGGUAUAGCACAGGACAGCCAACGCUUCGCUCGAAGUUUGCAGUUGGGAACAACUCGGAUUCCGAACGACCGUUGAAGCGGCAAAGAUCGAAUGGCUCUACUGCCACCGGAACCAUGCAAUCAGAGCACAACAUCUGGCGUCGCGAGCCUACUGAAAGAUCACCUACAAACGGGAUAGUCUGGCUGAUUCUCGCACUCGGGAAGAUCUGUCUGCACAAGGAGCCUUUGGAAGGACUGGCCAAAGAUAAGGCCGGCGAGGCAAACGUAGUAGUGUUGCAUAGCUUGACCGGCAAUUCUGGACUCUCCAGCAGUUCGCCAAUGUCGGUGACCAUCAAACCGAAUGAGAUGUCUCCUAACAACACCCCUCUGGCCCAAGCUACGCCACCAGGGACCGACGGCUUCACUCGAAUGGACAUGCAUAGUCGAAGACCGUCAAUGGAAGGCGUGCACUCGGCCAGGCGAAAUCUGGACCAGGUUCCCGGGCUCGCUUACUACGCGAAAGCUGUUGAGGUCUUGGGUGACCAAGGCGACGGCAACGACCUCAUCCACGCGCAGAUGUUUCUCCUUGCUGGCUUGUACAAAGGCCAGUUAGCACGUGUGAAGGAAAGCAUGAGCUGGUUCCUCAUGGCUGGGCGAGCUAUUAGGAUGCUUCUGGACCGAUACAAGCUGUACAACGAUCACUACUGGGAUCCAACCGGCGACCUUCUCAAGGUACACGAGCGAGGACAGAAGCGAAUCAAAGAUAAGCGGUCAAACCUGAUUGUUCUGGCUUCAUGGACAUGUCUGCAGCUCGAGAGCGAUAUCCUGGCGGAGAUGCAUCUUCCCUCCAGCGGCAUUGGCGAUCUCGAGAGCAAGUUGCUGAAUCCGCACCAAAUGCCAGAUACCGAUACGGAAAGCUACGACGGCCUCCGUCUGCAGGGUGACCAGCCACAUGGAAGCGACGGCAACAUCCUCAUCUACUACGUAUCACAGAUGUUCCUACGCAAAAGGUUGAAUCUCAUCCACAAGGAGAUGUACGGCGACCAGUGCCUGAACCAGUCGCUCAGGCAAGUGAAGAGCAUGCUCGAGGGGCACGAGGAGAUCCUCAACGCCUGGCGCACAACGCUCACGCCUGAACUCCAAUGGGACGACGAUGAUCCACCGCCAACUGAGAUUCUCCCGGCUCGUUUGCGAGCGAAGUAUUACGGCGCACGGUACGUCAUCAACCGGCCGUACCUGGACUAUGCCCUUCACAUCAUGCCACACGUCACGGACGGGAAGGGCAUUCUCGAAAACGCGAGGGACUGCAACGGUAAUCCACGCGACCCUGCCGAGAUUCAUCUCUUCACCGCGAUCGGGUCAAUGGGCGACGAGGUGGUCUGGGCCGCUUCGAAGCGCUGCAUUGAUGCCGCCAUGAAGAGCACUGUCGCCUUUGAUGGCAUCCCUGACCGUCUGAUCGUGACUAACAUUCACGGCACGGCUCACGCACAAUUUGGCAACAUGCUCGUCCUCUCGGCCGCAUACUACAACAAGUGGCUCAGCAACUUCGUGGAUCGGGGGGAGUUCUGCAGGCUCCUCGAGCGCACCAUCGCCUUCUUGCGCAAGCUCGCGAACAUCUCGCCCACGUGCGGCAUCGACUGCAUGAUCCUCGAGAACAUCCAUCGCAUGAUCUUCGGGCAUGAGAAGCAUCUCUACCACAAUGAGCGCGAGCCGCCGAGUGCGUCGACAUCUUUUGGGCAUAGCACGUGA